AUGGAUCAUCUGCUGCACCCUACGUGGCUUUACACCCUGAGCGUCUUCAGCGCUGUGUCCGCCGCAACUCACUAUAACUGCAACAGUCCACUGGUGUCCAUAUUACCACAAUCCUCCUUCCAGAGCUCUUCACAGUCCUCCAUCAGUUAUGCUGCUCACAACGCCAAGCUAAACAGAAGAGAUGGAGCAGGAGGCUGGUCUCCCAUGGUGACAGACGAGGAGCCCUGGCUCCAGGUGGACCUAAGGGACCGGAAGGAGGUGACGGCAGUUGCCACACAGGGGCGCUACAACAGCUUAGACUGGGUCACCAGAUACCUGCUGCUGUACAGUGACACAGGCCAGGCAUGGAAACAGUAUAGACAGGAGGAUGGUAUCUGGAGAUUUGUGGGGAAUGUGAAUUCAGAGGCUGUCGUCCAGAACAAGCUUUCCCAGUCAGUGAGAACCCGUUUCCUGCGUUUCGUCCCUCUGGACUGGAAUCCUAGUGGCUGGUUGGGCCUCAGAGUGGAGGUGUACGGAUGCUCUUUCAAAUCAGAUGUGGCAGACUUUGAUGGCAGAAGCUCUUUGCUGUACCGAUUCAACCAGAAGUCCAUGUCGACAGUGAAGGAUGUGAUCUCUUUGCGCUUCAAGAGCCGCCAGGCAGAGGGGGUUUUACUGCAUGGGGAGGGACAGAGGGGAGAUUACAUCACCCUGGAGCUUCACCGAGGAAAACUGGCCCUCUACCUCAACCUAGAUGACACAAGACUGAGGUUCAGCAGCAGUCGUGUUGCCGUCACAGUUGGUAGUCUGCUGGAUGACCAGCAUUGGCACUCUGUCAUCAUUGAGCGCUUCAACAAGCAGGUGAACCUCACAAUGGACUCUCAAACACAGCACUUCCAAACCAAAGGGGAAGGAGACUCAUUGGAGGUCGACUAUGAGCUGAGCUUUGGAGGCAUCCCGCUGCCCGGCAAACCUGGCACCUUUCUUAGGAAGAACUUCCACGGCUGCAUCGAAAACCUCUACUACAAUGGAAUCAACAUCAUCGACCUGGCAAAGAGACACAAGCCACAGAUUUACAGCGUGGGCAACGUGACCUUCUUCUGCUCGUGGCCUCAAGUGGUUGCCUGCACCUUCCUGAGCUCCAGCAGCAGCUUCCUCACUCUCCCGGCAGCUACACCAUCCGCCAUCAUGGCGGGUUUCUCUGUUCAAUUCCAGUUCACAACGUGGAACCCUGACGGGCUACUGCUCUCUGUGCAGCUGAGCCCAGAGUCCUGGAGACUAGAACUGCAGAUCAGCAACAGCCGGCUCCUCCUGACACUCCACAACUCAGGACAGCAGAGAUCAGAAGCCACGGCUGGUCACAGAGUCAAUGAUGGACUGUGGCACUCUGUAAGUCUCGACACCAGAAGUCUACAGAUCACCCUGACUCUGGACAAUGAGCCAGCCUCCAUCAUUGAAAAGUGGGAACAACUGGAAGACAAAGGCAGCUUCUACUUUGGAGGCUGUCCCACAGCGGGCUGUCAAAACCCAACGUUGGCCUUCCAGGGCUGCAUACGCCUAAUAUUCAUCAACAGCCAGCUAGUCAAUCUCAAUCACGUCCAGCAACGAUUGUUUGGAAAUUACAAUGAGCUGCAAUUUGAUAUCUGCAACAUAAGAGACAGGUGUCUUCCUAACCUGUGUGAACAUGGAGGUCGGUGUUGGCAGUCCUGGAGCUCCUUCUCCUGUGACUGUUCAGGGACCAGCUACUCUGGAGCUACCUGUCACAAAUCCAUCUACGAGUCAUCCUGCAUGGCCUACAAGCUGAUUGGCAGCUCCUCUGGCUUCUACUCCAUUGAUACAGAUGGGAGCGGCCCUCUGGGGCCCGCAGAGGUCUACUGCAACAUGACAGAGGAAAGGGUGUGGACGGUGCUGACACACAACAUCACGGCUCCAGUCAGAGUCCAGGGCUCAUCCCUGCAGAAACCUCACAUCAUGAAGUUAAAUUACAGCACCUCAGCUGAACAAGUGCGUGCCAUCAUAAUGGGGUCAGAGCAGUGCCAACAAGAAAUGGUUUACAACUGCAGGAAGUCCCGCCUCUUCAACACAAAAGAUGGCCGCCCAUUGUCCUGGUGGUUGGACCUGAGAGGAGAGAGACGGAGCUACUGGGGAGGCUUCCAGCCUGGAGUACAGCAGUGUUCCUGCAGCCUCGAGGAGAACUGCAUCAACCUGAACUAUUUCUGCAACUGCGAUGCCGACAUAGACUCAUGGGCUAAUGACACAGGAGUCCUCUCCUAUAAAGACCACCUGCCAGUGAGCCACGUUGUGAUUGGAGACACCAACAGAACAGGCUCGGAAGCCGUCUACCAAAUAGGCCCGCUUCGUUGUUAUGGAGACAAGUCAAUGUGGAACGCAGCGUCCUUCUACCAGGAGUCUUCCGUCCUCCGCUUCCCGACCAGGCAAGCUGAGCUUGCCGCCGACAUCUCCUUCUACUUCAAGACCAGCGUUUCUUCAGGAGUCUUUCUGGAGAGCGAGGGACAUAAAGACUUCAUUCGAGUGGAGCUCAGCUCUCCUUCAGUGGUGACUUUCUCCUUUGACGUUGGAAACGGUCCAGCGGUCCUGGCUGUGAAGUCCCAACUCGCUCUGAAUGACAGGCAAUGGCACUAUGUGAAGGUGGAGCGUAAUGUGAAGGAGGCAUCACUGCAGGUCGACCAGCUUCCUCUCCGCGUCCUGGAGGCUCCAGUUGAUGGACACCACCGCUUACGCCUCAACAACCAGCUGUUUGUAGGAGCAUCACCAUCCCAGCAGAGAGGUUUCCUGGGCUGCAUCAGGACUCUGACUGUCAAUGGUGUGAUAUAUGACCUGGAGGAAAGAGCAAAGAGGGUACCAGGGGUGAGCUCUGGGUGUCCAGGUUACUGUAGCAGCUACAACAGUCUUUGCCACAACAGAGGGAGGUGUAUUGAGAGGAGCAGGGGCUACACUUGUGACUGCUCGCAGUCAGCCUAUGGAGGACCCACCUGUAAAGAAGAGGUUUCAGUGACCUUCGACAAAGAAUCCUCGGUCACCUUUACCUUCCAGGAGCCCUUCUCAGUGAUGCAGAACAGAAGCUCUCAGGCCUCCAAUGUUAACAGAGAAAGCAGCAGCAGGGCCAGAGAAGACAUUGCCUUCAGCUUCAUCACCUCCCAGAGCCCGGCCAUGUUGCUGACUGUCAGCAGCUUUGGCCAGCAGUACAUUGCUGUCACCCUGGCUCGCAACGGAACUCUGCAAAUCUGGUAUCAUAUGCAGAAACACAGGAACCCAGACAUGUUCAGUCCCAUCCGCAGCAGUCUGGCAGACGGACGACUCCACCAAAUCAGAAUCCAUCGUGACGGCAAAAACCUUUAUGUACAGAUCGACCAGGACAUCCACAGAAAAUACACGAUGUCAUCUGAUGCAGAACCGAUCUUAAUCAGAUCCUUGACAUUGGGCAAAGUCAUCAAAGGAGACAACUUUCAAGACGAGGUAGUUCAAGCAGGUUCGAAGGGUUUCAUUGGCUGCCUCUCCUCAGUCCAGUUUAAUCAUGUGGCUCCUUUGAAAGCAGCACUGCUGAAUCGAGGGAGCUCAUUGGUCACUGUCCAGGGUCCAGUGGUCCAGUCAAACUGUGGAGCACUGGCAGACUCCAUCACAUCUCAUAAUCUGCGAGAUCAAGCUGCAACAACAAAUAAGGAGCAGUAUGGCAUUGUUACCAAAAAUGAUGUGGCUGUAAUCGCAGGUGUGGUGACAGCGGUGGUGUUCAUCACAAUUUGCAUCCUGGCGGUGGUGACCCACCUCCUGUACAGGUGGUCCCAGAGGCGCAACAGGAGCACCAAGGAAAAGGUGCACCGUCAUAGUAUGGAGAUGGGCAAUGGGACAGAGAUUCACCUCCACAACUCUCUCAGGGACAAAAUGAAGGAGUACUACAUCUGA
Molecule: messenger RNA, 3897 nt
Organism: Xiphias gladius (swordfish)
Lineage: Eukaryota; Metazoa; Chordata; Actinopteri; Istiophoriformes; Xiphiidae
Product: contactin-associated protein-like 5
Exons: 24
Coding region: 1-3897 (1298 amino acids)
Source: RefSeq, a predicted model, not a curated record